Cervus elaphus (red deer) is the source of this 5392-nucleotide messenger RNA. It is a transcript of the gene EEIG2, whose product is annotated as family with sequence similarity 102 member B. Lineage: Eukaryota; Metazoa; Chordata; Mammalia; Artiodactyla; Cervidae. The record is from RefSeq and is a predicted model, not a curated record. The transcript is spliced from 11 exons. The coding region runs from base 302 to 1387 and encodes 361 amino acids.
GCGGCGGCGGCAAGCUGCACACGGACAGGGCUCCCCGCGCUCAGGCGAGCUGCAGCACGACCACUCCCCGCGGGCGGGCGGGGUCCGCGCUGCGGCCGCCGCCGCGCUCGGGCCCGAGUUGCCGCAAGAGGAGGCGGCGGCGGCCGGACCUCGGCGCCCCCCGGCCGCGCCCCCGCGCGCAGCUCGCGGCGCGGGCCAUGGGGCUGGGAGGGCCCGGGGCUCGGCCGAGUUGAAGCGGCGGCGCCGGCCCGCGCGCCCCUUGGGGCCGCCCCCGCACCCCGCUCGCCGGCGUCUGGCUCUCAUGAUGAUGAAGAAGAAGAAGUUUAAGUUUAAGGUGGACUUCGAGCUCGAGGAGCUCUCCUCAGUGCCCUUCGUCAACGGGGUCCUCUUCUGCAAGAUGCGGCUGCUGGACGGCGGCAGCUUCACCGCCGAGUCCCCCAGGGAGGUGGUGCAAGCAAACUGUGUUCACUGGAGGAAGAAGUUCUCAUUUAUGUGCAAAAUGAGUGCGAGUGCCACCACAGGUGUCCUGGACCCUUGUAUCUACAGAGUGUCUGUGAGGAAGGAAUUAAAAGGUGGAAAAGCUUAUGCAAAGCUGGGCUUUGCAGAUCUAAACCUGGCAGAGUUUGCUGGAUCAGGAAAUACCACCCGUCGCUGUUUACUGGAAGGCUAUGAUACCAAAAAUACAAGACAAGACAAUUCCAUUCUUAAAGUUUGGAUUAGUAUGCAACUGAUGUCUGGUGACCCAUGUUUCAAAACGCCUCCUUCUACAUCAAUGUGUAUACCAAUUGCCGGUGAAUCUGAAUCUCUGGAAGAAGACAGAAAAGGUGGAGAGACUCUCAAAAUUCAUCUUGGGAUAGCAGAUCUCUCAGCAAAGAGUGCCUCUGUUCCAGACGAACUCGGUGCCUGUGGACAUUCUAGAACAUCAAGCUAUGCGAGCCAGCAAUCGAAAGUAUCAGGGUAUAGCUCCUGCCACUCCCGGUCAUCUAGUUUCUCUGAGCUCUGCCACAGGAGAAAUACCUCAGUGGGAAGUACAUCAACAGGAGUUGAAAGUAUUCUAGAGCCAUGUGAUGAAGCUGAGCAAAAGACAGCUGAACCAAGUCUUGAUAUAGCAGAUAAAGAAGAUACAGCUUUAGAAAUACUCAAUAGAUGCCCAGUGAAGCAAGAUUCUGUAGAAUCUCAGCUGAAGCGAGUUGAUGAUACCAGAGUGGAUGCAGAUGAUAUUGUGGAGAAAAUAUUACAGAGUCAAGACUUCAGCCUAGAUUCCAGUGCAGAAGAAGAAGGACUAAGGUUAUUUGUGGGUCCUGGAGGAAGAACAACCUUUGGAAGUCGUCAUCUUCCAAACAGGGUGGGGUCUGGAGCUUAUGAACAAGUUGUGAUCAAACGCUAGAAGUCAAGCUGGUGAACUGAAGCUUCCCUGUGGGUUUAAGAUGUGGGCAGUUGAGCUAUUAAGGCACUUUAUUCAAGCACUUAGAGCAAAUGAACCUAUUAAAAAAAUGAAGCAUGUUCGUCUGUCAAGAGGAAAGCCAACACUGAUUUCUCCUCUGAAGGUGCCCACCACUCUCCUUUCACACCUGCCAACAGGGACGUUGAAAUAGUAGGACCAGAGCAGUGUGCCACGUGUGCUUACAGGAAUACGGCCUCUGUGGUCACUGCACAUAAUAAUGAAAAGCCUGCUUUUUCUGUCAAAACAUCCAGUGGGAAAAAACACUAUACAUCUGAGUAUAGUUUUAGUGUUUAAGUGUCAAACCUGUGAUAGACAUGUUCAACAGAUUCGGCUCUAGCUUUUAAAUUUUGUGUUUGCGAGACAAGAAGUGAAAAUAAUUUAAACUAUAAAUUAUGCCAAGAAUAGAUAUAAUUCCUGGGAAGGAAAUCUUCCAUAGUAUACUCCUUACAGUAUUGUACUAAAUUCAUUCACUCUUCUUGAUGCAAUAAUUGAUAUAAAAUGUGGGUGUUUGUGCUUUGGGAAAGUGUUAUACUACAGUUUAAAUAUGUAAAAUGCUUAAUUCUAAACGAAUCAGUCAUAAAUUGAAAAACAAGUGUGUGUUAUUUAAGUCUGAGAUACAUGAAUGAGUAUAAUGCUAUUAUUAUGCAGUAUGUAUCAUUACCUGUUAAUAUUAGAUGAGCUGCAGAAUUCCCACUAGUGCGAUAUAAAAGACUAAGAGAAGUGUAAGAUUCAGUAUGUUAAGCUUUCAUAAGAUGCCCUAACGUAAGAGCUCUGUUAACUAACAAUAAUAUCUGCUGGGUUUAGGAGUCAAACUUUAGAACAACAGGAGGAAAAUUGAGAUGCGGUCAGAAACAAAACUGCCUUUUCUCUGAAGAUUUAGGCUUACAUGAAACUGAAAAUCAUUCCAAGGAGGUAAUGGAUAAAGAACAAGGGAUAGCCGCUUGACCUUACUGACAUGGACCUGUUGUUUUCCGUUUUCUUCUUUGCUGCAUCAGAAAUUAGUUAUUUUGAGGCAAGAAUAGAAAACAACAUACAUCAGGUAGAGCUUUUAAAGAAAGAAUAUCUGAUCUGGAUCCAGUUAAAUAGCACAGCAGAUAAACCUUAAGAGUUUUUCUGGUCUUACAUGACAGUUUCUGUGUGGAAAGAUCUCAGUUUUGUUGGACUUAAUUAGUCACUGAAAAAGAAUGUUGCUCCUAUGGAACCAGUAACUCCCAGUCCUUAACUUUCAAAACCAGGUUCAAGAAAUGCAGUGUGUUAGAAUUACUUUGGUCUAGUAUUUCCAUGUUGGCAAAAUAAGGGAAAAAUAUUAUUUUUUAAGAAAAUUUAUUUUAAUACCCAAAUUUAGAGGUUUGAAAGUUUUUUAAUAAUUCAUGUUAAGGGUUUUUUUUUAAUAUUUCAAUGAUUGGCUAUUCCAACUACUUUUAUAAAUAGAUUCUGAUUUUUUUUUAAAGAGAUAACACCCUAUUUGGGGAUAUUUUGAAUGUUGAAAGAUAGAAUUUUCUCACUUAUUAGUUAACCUUUCUUAUUAAGAUUUGUUAUGAAGAAAAACACUGACCUGAACAUUUUAAUCUAACCAAGGAAAAUACUACCUUAAGUGGUAAAGACUUGCUGUCUGUGAAUAAACAGGUGAAUGAUCCAUUCAUUAUAUAUUAUGGGAAGAAGAAAAUCAAAGUUUUUAAGAGAGAUGUGAAGAUAUUGUUUAGAGAGAUAUUUAGUAUGACGUCUUAAAAACGUAUUUUUCUAUUUUCAAAGUAUUAGUUCUAUAUUUUUUAUUGGCAUCUCUACAGAUGAUUUUGCAGUUUUGAAAGUGAUUAUAAAAACUAGGUUGUAAGUUAGGCUCCGUGAGGACGUUCUUCAGAUACAUAAGAGAUGCCAUGGUUAGGACACUGCCCCCAUCUUACUGAUCCUCGACUGCCCUUGGCCCAAUACAAGACUGGCUCUUGGUAGUUAAGAUGAUAGAGAAUUAUUUUUAAAAAACAAAAUGUGGAGAGAUUUUGAAAAUCGUGCCUUUGAUUGAGCAGUCACCAGAUACAUCUUGAUUAAUGUAGCAGUAAAUAUAACCAAUAUUUUAAUAAGUAGAAACAUUAGGAAGAAAAAAGAUGACAGUGUCCUCUGUAGUCAGUGAAAGUCUGGAUUUAUUUUAUUCUGUUUUGCGUUUUGUCAGCAUACUUUGCAACUAGAUUUCUUUAGAGUCCUCAAAAAUAUUUGUUGAAGGACCUAUGUGUCUUAUUUUCUAGUUUUUCUUAAACUAUUGUACUAUUAAUAUCUUAACCAUGUAGCUAUUCAAAAAAAACCUGCUUAUUAAAUACCAAGUCCACUUUUGGUUCCGUUUUGAGUUUAGAAAAUAAAUUUGAAAACUUAAUAAAUUUUUAACUUAAAUAUUACAGAUUUUAUUUUUUUAAUAUUAAAAUCUAAUAUUUAAACCACCUAGUCUUGGAGAAUUUUCAGAUGUAUAACGUUUUCUUUUUCUAAUCUUACCCUUGAAAAAAGGAUUCAUGAUCUUUUAACUUUUUAAAGCUAAGUAUUUCUGAUCAGGUAAUGAAGUGUCUUAAAUACCUUGGGGGGGGGCACUUCCUGUGACUUGUGCUGGUGACCAAGAUUAGAGAGGAUGUGAAGGGUCGCAAAGGGCAGAGAAGGCCCUGGGCCAUUAGUUUAUACACUGACUGCCGACUCCCCUUUGCAGUGGUGCUGGUGGAGGCUUCUGUAUACAGACAACUGAUUCAGAUGGGUUACUUAGAAUCUGAGAAAGUCUUGACCAAGAAUCCUUAAGUCCACCAAACCAUUCCAGCAAAAUACUAUCAGAGUAAUGCUGUCCAAACUAGAUUCUUCUGUAUGUGCUUUUUGUUUUUUAAAUAAAAACCACGAGCCACAGGUGUCUACCACUUAACCCAUUUGUUGCUAGAAGGGAAAAUAAUCUAGCUUCCAGUCAAAACAUAUUCAGUUGUCAAUGAGUUUUGAUAUAUUAAAACAUCCAGAAGUAUUUUUAGAAUUUUAAGAUUUCCAUGCUAACAGACUACUUGCAAGUUCAUGCUAAUAGUAUUAUUAAAUACUUCACUGAAGUUCUCUGAAAUGUUAGGCUUCCGUUAUAUAUGAUAAUGUUCUGAAAGAGACUGGGCUCAUGUGACAGGAUUGCAUUUUAACAGAUCUUUAACUGGGGCAGUUCAGAAAGUAUGCUUGGUCAGUUCUCCUGGAUGGUACGUCAUGUUAAUAUAAUCUAUGCUAUAGUUGAAAUUGGGUUAUGCCAUUACUCAUGUGUUGGCUUAGGUACUGUACAUAGUCUUAAUAGCUGAGAUGUUAAAGAAUAUGAAGUCUAAAAAUACAGAGGAUGAAACAUGCCUAUAUUAACCUGUUUUAAGACUGCUUUGGAUAUAAAGGCCUUAUUCCCUUAUAUAUGACUUUCUAGAGGAUAAUAUAUAUAUACACAGUAUAUUUUAAAUGGUCAUGUGAGUGAUCUCUAACUACUCUCCAUGUGACAGAAUUUGCGACAUUUUUAAUUUAUGUGGACAGCAAACUCCACAUUUACAAGUGUUUAUGUUCAUCCUAUGUAUAUAACAAAGAAUUCUCUUAUUGAUACCCAUUGACCAAAUUCCACAUACAGGAAGACAUUUAGGGUAUAUUCAGUUUGGUUUUUUUGGAGAUAUGUCUUAUUCUGGGGAUCACCUUCCUCUUAUACAUUUACUCGGUCCUCUGGAAGUUGACAGAGUUGUGGGUAAUCAUGUAAAUGCUUAUGAAUAAGAUUUUAUUGAAGUGAUUCCAUUAGUAUUCUAAUCUCUAAUACAUGGAAAAUGACCUUCAUAUUUAUAUUUUUUGUUAAUUGUCCAACUAUUAAUCCAGGAAAUGUUUUCCUUUUUUUUUUUUUUACCAAAACUAAUUUUUUAUUGUAAAAUAUUUGAGUAAUGUAAAGGUGAAUCUUACACAUGUUCAAUAAAAAUCAUAUCUUAAAGUUUA